Messenger RNA from Sparassis crispa, 657 nucleotides. RefSeq lists its product as hypothetical. The transcript has 2 exons. Lineage: Eukaryota; Fungi; Basidiomycota; Agaricomycetes; Polyporales; Sparassidaceae. The coding region runs from base 1 to 657 and encodes 218 amino acids. The record is from RefSeq and is a predicted model, not a curated record.
AUGUGGCACGAUGGGCCCAGACCGUCCCCAGAGCUGGUGUGGAAGCCCCCACGAGUGAGCAGUCUGGGGGAAUGGAUUGAAGCCGAAACUAAGCCGAAGAGUACUUUCGCGAGCACGGUGUGCGGAACUCCGUCCUUUGUGACUGACUCAGGCUGGUUUUCUGCCGCAUUAGCUGACGACGAACCUGAAGUCGCCGAGAAUGAACGGGUGGACACAGGUGACUUCAAUGGUCUGACUCUACAGGAUUUUCUGGGAUUGCAACGACGGUCAUCCAUUCAUGGUCACGCAACUGAGUCUAGUGAUCGUCUGACUUCUGCUGGGUCAGAUGUUUCACGACCCGGGAAUGCCACGCUAAACGGAACACUCUUGCAGGACACCAUGGGCCGAUUCCCCACGAGCACAUCCUCCAUGUUGCGAUCCCCCAGUCAUUCUUCGCUUGACAUAGAGUUCAUCGACUGGGAUCGUGCGACUUCUACUGUUUCACUACCUGGGAAUGCUACACUAGACGGAACACUUUUCCGGGGUGCCAUGGGCCGAUUCCCCACAAGCACAUCUUCCAUGAUACGAUCCCCUUGUCAUUCUUCGCUCGACAUAGACUUCAUCGACUGGGAUCGUGUGACUUCUGCUGGGUCAAGUGUUUCACGACCCGCGAGCUAG